Molecule: messenger RNA, 331 nt
Organism: Candidula unifasciata
Lineage: Eukaryota; Metazoa; Mollusca; Gastropoda; Stylommatophora; Geomitridae
Source: the annotation of a GenBank genome assembly
AUGGGAGCCAGCUCGUCUAUGUUGCAGGAGGAAGAACUUAGACAGAUACACAAAGAAACUGGCUUUUCAAAUAACCAGAUCAUUCGCCUGUACAGCAGGUUCACCAGUCUGGAUAAAAGUGACCAGGGUUUCCUGAGGAGAGCUGAAUUUCUAUGGAUCCCAGAGCUCGCCAUAAAUCCUUUGGGAGACAGAAUUGUCCAGGCAUUCUUUCAGGAGAGUGGUUCUGAUACGGUUAACUUCCGCCAGUUCAUGAGAGUGCUCGCUCGAUUCAUUCCAGUAAAGAAGGAUGUACAGAAAAACAAAUUGAAUAGCAGGGUGGAGAAAUUGAACU